Ochotona curzoniae (black-lipped pika) is the source of this 3868-nucleotide messenger RNA. RefSeq names its product integrin beta-2-like. NCBI's taxonomy places the organism in Eukaryota, Metazoa, Chordata, Mammalia, Lagomorpha, Ochotonidae. The transcript is spliced from 16 exons. Bases 1255 to 3558 code for a protein of 767 amino acids. Gene Ontology annotation, molecular function: amyloid-beta binding; integrin binding. Gene Ontology annotation, cellular component: cell surface; integrin complex; focal adhesion. Gene Ontology annotation, biological process: cell migration; cell-matrix adhesion; integrin-mediated signaling pathway. The record is from RefSeq and is a predicted model, not a curated record.
AGCAGCCGGGACGUGAACCAGCGCCCCAUGGGAUGCUGGUGCCGUAGGGGAGGACCAGCCUGCUUUGCCACCACACCGACCCCCAACCACCCGCCUUCCACUGUGAAAUCCCCCGAGGCUGUGCUCGCCCCUUUGUCACUGUGCGGGCUGCCACCCGGGCGGGGCCACACAGGGGUGUGGAUGGGCACGGUGGCGUUGCUGGCCAAAAUGGGUUUCUGCUUUGGGCAGACACUGGUUCCCAGCCCCGGCGCCUUCCCCUCUGGGCCGGGGAGGUGAAGGCUGCCGCGCAGCUCUGCCUGCUGCUUCCUGUGGGCUGCGUCCUCACCCUCCCGCUCGCCGUCCAGCCUCUGCCCGUUUUGCUCCCUGCCUCCUGUGCCCGGGUCCCAAGAUGGAUGUCGGCCCCUGCCUACCUGAGCAUUCAGAACCGGCUGCUCACUGGGAGCAGAAGCCAAGAUUCUGAUGUCUGCACUGACCCUGAGCCUGCGGUGGCAUCCGCUGUGCCCUGGCUGGGGAGGCGUCCAGCAGAGCACUGCCGUGUGUAAUUGGGUCUGUGUGAUUGGAGGGGCUUGUGCCCAUGGGCAGUGUGGGGACUGUGGCAGUCCCAGACUGGACAGCCGACUGUGUGUCUCCCGGGCCUGGGCAGGAGCCUGCCGAGUGCCCCCAAGCCUCCUGCCCUGUGAGCUGUGCAUUUGCCCUUUGUCCCCGCUCUGCCUGGAGUGCCCGUGACUGGUUGGCACUGACCCAGCCCCUGCCCGGCACAGCUCUGUCUGCCGCCCACUUUGGCCCAAGGUCUGUGUCUUUCCCAUUCUCACAAAGAAUGCCAAGGCUGUGCCCUGCCCCUCGGCCUGGUGAGGGGCGCUCUGACCCAUGGACGCCUCUGCCGCCACGCCCUCCCAAGGCGGCUCCCAUUUCUGCUGGGCAGAGGGGUCAGGUCUGAUGCAAAAUCCGGGUGGGCCCGGAAGGCCUGGGUGUCUCAAGUGGCCUUGGCUUAAGGUUUUGCAACUUGACACAGCCACGGCACCACUGGGAGCCCUGUGCCCACUUCUACUUUCUGUGCCAGCACCCGGCCUUCCCCCAGUGUCCACUGCCACCUGCUCCCUGCCUCAGCGUCCCCCGUGAUUCCUCUAACGCCGUGUUCCAGUCACAGAACUCCAGAGUUGGACGUCUUUGUCCGUGGGCUGUGCUGCUGCCUGGGAGAGUGGCCGGCCCACAGCCAGCGGAGGAUCUGGCCUGGGGAGGCUCAGUGCUGCGGACAUGCUGGGCUGGCGCCCCCUGCUGCUCGCCCUGAUGGCGCUGCUCCCCCUGGGGUUUGUCGUUUCACAGGAGUGCAUCAAGUACAAGGUCAGCAACUGUCGAGAGUGCGUGCAGUCGGGCCCUGGCUGCGCCUGGUGCCAGAAGCUGAACUUCACAGUGCCAGGGGAACCAGACUCCAGCCGCUGUGACACCCGGAAGCAGCUACAAGCCAGGGGCUGCCAGGCCGAUUACAUUGUGGACCCCCAGAGCCUGGCCAAGCUGGAGCAGCUAGGAAACCAGAGGCAGCAGCUUUCCCCAGAAAAAGUGACCCUCUUCCUCAGACCAGGCCAGGCGGCUGCAUUCAACGUGACCUUCCGCCGGGCCAAGGGCUACCCCAUCGACCUCUACUACCUGAUGGACCUGUCCUACUCCAUGCUGGAUGACCUCAUCAACGUUAAGAAGCUGGGCGGCGACCUGCUCCGUGCCCUCAACGAAAUUACCGAGUCCGGCCGCAUCGGCUUUGGGUCCUUUGUGGAUAAGACAGUACUGCCCUUUGUCAACACACACCCCGAGAAGCUCAAGAACCCGUGCCCCACCAAGGAGAAGGCGUGCCAGGCGCCGUUCGCCUUCCGGCACGUGCUGAAGCUGACCAGCAACUCCGACCAGUUCCAGACCGAGGUUGGCAAGCAGCUGAUCUCCGGGAACCUAGAUGCCCCCGAGGGCGGGCUCGACGCCAUGAUGCAGGUCGCCGCGUGCCCGGAGGAAAUCGGCUGGCGCAACGUCACGCGGCUGCUGGUGUACGCCACUGAUGACGGCUUCCACUUUGCUGGAGAUGGGAAGCUGGGGGCCAUCCUGACCCCCAACGACGGCCACUGCCACCUGGAGGACAACAUGUACCGGCGCAGCAACGAAUUCGACUACCCUUCAGUGGGGCAGCUGGCGCACAAGCUGGCCGAGAGCAACAUCCAGCCCAUCUUUGCAGUGACCAAGAAUAUGGUCAAGACCUAUGAGAAGCUCACAGAAAUCAUCCCCAAGUCCGCAGUCGGGGAGCUGUCUGAGGACUCCAGCAACGUGGUGCAGCUCAUCAAGGACGCCUACAGCAAACUGUCCUCCCGAGUCUUCUUGGACCACAGCGCCCUCCCCGAUACCCUGAAGGUCACCUAUGACUCCUUCUGUAGUAACGGAGUGUCACUCAUGGGCCAGCGCCGAGGAGAUUGCGACGGCGUGCAGAUCAACGUUCCGGUCACAUUCCAGGUCAAGGUUACGGCCACCGAGUGCAUCCAGGAGCAGUCCUUCGUGAUCCGGGCGCUGGGCUUCUCAGACACGGUCACCGUGCGGGUCCUUCCCCAGUGCGAGUGUCAGUGCCACGACCAGAGCCGUGAGCGUGGUCUCUGCGGGGGCAAGGGCUCCAUGGAAUGUGGCGUCUGCAGGUGUGAUGCUGGCUACAUCGGCAAGAACUGCGAGUGCCAGACGCAGGGCCGCAGCAGCCAGGAGCUGGAGAGAAGCUGCCGGAAGGACAACAGCUCCAUCAUCUGCUCGGGGUUGGGAGACUGCAUCUGCGGGCAGUGCGUGUGCCACACCAGCGAUGACCGCAACAAGAAGAUCUUCGGGCGGUACUGCGAGUGCAACAACAUGAACUGUGAGCACUACAACAGCCAAGUCUGCGGGGGUCCAGAAAGGGGGGAGUGCUCCUGUGGCCAAUGCCACUGCCGCGACAACUUCGAGGGCUCGGCGUGCCAGUGCAAGAAGUCCACGGAGGGCUGCCUGGACACGCAGGGCGUGGUGUGCAGUGGCCGUGGGCGGUGCGUGUGUAACGUGUGCCAGUGUGAUGACUUCUACCAGCUCCCGCUGUGCCAGGAUUGCCUGGCCUGCCCCUCACCUUGUGGCCAGCACAUCUCCUGCGUCGAGUGCCUGAAGUUCGGCAAGGGUCCCCUGGAAAAGAAUUGCAGUGAGGCGUGCGGGAACCUGAAGCUGGUGGACAAGCCUGUCAAAGGCAAGCCGUGCAAGGAGCAGGACUCGGAGGGCUGCUGGAUGAACUUCACCAUGCGCCAGCUCUACGGGAAGAACUAUGAAGUCCACGUGUUGGAUGACCGAGGGUGUGUGGCGGGCCCCAAGGUAGCCGCCAUCGUCGGGGGCACUGUGCUGGGCGUGGUGCUCAUCGGCGUCCUCCUGCUGGUCAUCUGGAAAGCCCUGACACACCUGAGUGACCUCCGGGAGUACAGGCGCUUUGAGAAGGAGAAGCUCAAGUCCCAGUGGAACAAUGAUAAUCCCCUCUUCAAGAGUGCCACCACAACAGUCAUGAACCCCAAGUUUGCUGAGAGCUAGGAGCCCCCGUUGGGGACAGGACUUUGGGGCUCCUGCAGCCCAAGGCCCCGCCACAGCAGCAUUGUCUGUUCACCCAUGGCCGCUGUCCCCUACCCCUUCCCAGCGCCAAGCAAGGUCAGGCUCCCUCGGCUGCAGGCUGCCGGGAGAGGCACGAGAGAGGCACCGCUCUGGUCCUGGCUUUUGCACGCGUGUUUGUGAGAGUUAACCAUGUGAGAGCUCGCCGGUUGUCCUUACACUCAGCAGGUAUAAAACCACACCCCGACAGCACAGCCACUGACCCCAUGCGUAAUAAAAACACGCUUCAAACUUG